This is a messenger RNA of Trypanosoma rangeli, 1347 nucleotides long. RefSeq names its product putative nucleic acid binding protein. The record is from RefSeq and is a predicted model, not a curated record. The transcript has a single exon. NCBI's taxonomy places the organism in Eukaryota, Euglenozoa, Kinetoplastea, Trypanosomatida, Trypanosomatidae. The coding region runs from base 1 to 1347 and encodes 448 amino acids. Gene Ontology annotation, molecular function: zinc ion binding; nucleic acid binding.
AUGCGGGCAGGUCGGUAUGACGUAGGCCCCACGCCUCCUGCCGGGGGGGAUGAUUUAGUCACGUGCUCCAUUCACUCUAGCCGACGGCUAGCGAAGUUUUGUCUUUGCCGUCCAGUGUACAACGCCGACCGUGUCUUGGUCGGUUAUACCUACGAGUGCAAAGAGGGAAUGCAGUGUGCGGCCUCGGUGUCUAGGAAUUCGUUUGUCCAGCGACACCAGAUUAAGGACCCUAUUGAAGGCCACGACGGCGCCCUUCCAACACCAUUGGUGACAUCGAUGGCACCAGCACUGGCGACAGCUGCGGACAUUGCGACGGCACCCGAAAAAGAGGCCGCACCACAGCAGCCAAGGGCGGGGGCUGCGCGUGACCCCAACCGUUACUACGACCUCACCAACCAGCGGGAUUCGGGUGCGACAGGGGUGAAAAAGGUCUGCUGGAACUGUGGCAUGGAGGGACACGAAAAACCCGAGUGCCGUAAUUCAUUGUGCAAAACGUGCCACACCCUACGAGGCUAUCACCACCUCUGUCAAGAGCCACGUCCUUCACCUUUCCUGAUCGUGUCUCCUGCUCUUCUUUUAUCGGAGGACAUGUCUUCUGUGCGAUGUGUAUCGUGUUCUUCACUGGGUCAUUUUGAUUGCUCCCCGUGCCGCGAACCAAGACUUUCCUCGUGUUGUUUCUGUGGGGAGCGGGGACACAACGCCUAUGACUGCCGUCGGCGGAAGGAACAGGUGCCGGACCGUUGGGUAACUCGAACAAAGGAAGCGGAGUACGGCAUGCGUUUUGGGGAGAAUGGUGGCGUUUUUCCUUUGGCGCCCUCAGUUUCCACCACCUUUGCCACCGCGAAUACCCCACCGAGCCAUACUCAGGGCUAUGCAUGGAGGGGGCGAGGUACGCCUUCUCGUGGUGGUGCCUGGAACGCUGACAUGAAGGCAAAUGAAUUUUACGCCAAGGGGGGCAACACCGGUGGGAACUGCGCAAGGAAUGCUCACCCCUACAAUGAUAGAAAGGCAUACGCCGGAUACAACGAGAGCAGUUACAACGCCGCUCGCACGGGGGCGGAUUAUUAUUCGCAGUACGGAAAGAAACGCUCUCGUAGCGACGAUGAGGCCUCUCGUCGAAAUCAUCAUUAUCAUAAUAAUAACCGGACACCCAAGCACUACCGUGACGCUGAUUGGGAGCAUGAAGGCAACCAAAGGAUGGGCAGGAACUACACCUACGGCGGAGGUGGAGAUGCGAGGCAGCAUGCGCACCAGCUAUACCAUAACAACGAUCGCUAUCCGCAGCGAAGACGGCGUAGGAAUCGUGGUGGAGGCGACAGUGAUGACGACUGCGACAAUUUGUUUUAA